Messenger RNA from Paramisgurnus dabryanus, 818 nucleotides. Lineage: Eukaryota; Metazoa; Chordata; Actinopteri; Cypriniformes; Cobitidae. The record is from RefSeq and is a predicted model, not a curated record.
GAAGUAGCCUACUGUAUAAAUACAGAGAGAAGUGAAAGAGAAGAUACUCAUUUCAUUCUCUGACAUUCAUGGAAGGAUCAAUGAAAGUGUUUGUGUUUGUGAAAGAGGAGCUCGAGUUCGCGGGGAAUCACUCGAUCAAAUGGUUUAUACACAAGCUUUGCUCUUCGCUAACGGGAUGUCCCGAAAAACCGAGCAGCAAAACCUAGCAAAGAGUUUAAGGUUUCGGAACUUUGGAUCACAUAACGAUCCCUGCGGAAGGCUCAUGAAAGCAGAAAGCUUGUCAAGUCUUGGAUCUCAGUGCAGUUUGGUGGAGGAAGAAAGCGACGAGGCUUGUCUUCAGCUCGAUCUGUCCAAACGUAUUGAAAAGUGCCUUUCUGAUGCCAAAAAGUCAAGUCUGCGCUGCCAGGAGCUGCGUCUGCCCAGGUGCAUGACCGAGCGCGUGGCUGGAGACAUCCUGCGCGCGUCCGAAGAUGAGCCGUGCGGGAUACGGGGGGCUUUAAUCCACGUGUUUCUGGAUAACAAGGGCGAGCUACAAAAACUGGGCACCGUGACGGCUGAUGAGUGUCUCACCCCCACCUUUGAGCUGUCACUCAUCUUACAGGCUGAUACGGACGGAUGGCCGCCGCUGAAAAUCCUAUUCGGUUCUGGGAAAAACGUGCUCAGUCUGAGACGGGAAUAUCGGCUGAUUAAAAGGAAACUCUACUCAUCUGCCACUCCUAUUGUACUUGAAUUUUAUUAAGACUGAUAGGAUGUAAUGAAAUUAUAGGGAUAAAGGAAACGAUAAGAUCCAAACUUUCCUUAAACUAUAGGAAAACUUU